Messenger RNA from Rotaria sp. Silwood2, 891 nucleotides. The record is from the annotation of a GenBank genome assembly. Lineage: Eukaryota; Metazoa; Rotifera; Eurotatoria; Philodinida; Philodinidae.
AUGAAUUUAUCUUCUCCAUUGGCUCGUAUUGAUAUACACACCCACAGUUUAACAAAUGAACUAAAUGCAAAUGCGCAGGAAUAUCUUGAAUUACGAUCACAUGUCGAUGGUGAUUUUCGUUUAAAUUUAUUUAAAGAUGGAAUGUUUUUUCGAACUAUUGAACCACAUUGUUUUGACAUUAAUAUUCGUCUUCGUGAAAUGGAUGAAAACAAUAUUUCUAUGCAAGUACUUUCAACAAUUCCAGUUUUAUUUAAUUAUUCAAGUGAAAAGUUUCAAAAUGUUCUUGAACUUUCUCUUGAAUUAAAUGAUCAUAUAGCACCUGGUUGUCGACAACAUCCAACACGUUCUAUUGGUCUUGGUGCAGUUGCACAUCAUUUAGCUAUUAAUGAACUUCGUCGAUGUGAUAAUGAAUUAGGAUUAAACGGUGUACAAAUUGUUUGUGAAGUUGAAAAACUUGAUGCUUGUGUUUUUAUUCAUCCACGGGAUAUGCCAACGGGAAAAUGUUACGAUGCUUAUUGGAUGCUAUGGUUAUGCGGAAAAAUAUCCAAAUUUCAAUUAGCGUUUGCUCACGGUAGUGGUUCAUCUCCAUUUACUGUCGGUUGUAUUACUCAUGGGCAUGAAUGCCGACCAGAUUUAUGCGCAUAUAAAAAUAAUCAUCGACCACCAUCUUAUAUUGACCGAUUUUAUGUUGAUUCACUAGCUCAUGAUUCUCGAGUAUUGAAGUUUCUUGUUGAAAUAAUGAAUGAGAUUUGUUUUAUGUUUGAAUCUGACUGUCCAUUUUCACUUGCUGAAGAUAAACCUGGUGAAUUAAUAGUUAAAACAUUUAAUAAUGAUUUAGAUAUAUUUGAAAAACUGUUAAAGAGAAAUACAAGACAUUUUUUUUAUAUUUAG